GCGAAGCAGGGUGGCUUCAAGACGAUGCCCUUCAUACUAGCGAACGAGGUAUGCGAUCGGUUCGCCACGGCCGGCUUCAACGCCAACAUGAUCACCUACCUGACGCAGCAGCUGCACCUGCCGCUGGUGGAGGCCUCCAACCUGCUCACCAACUUCAUGGGGACGGCGGCCUUCACCCCGGUCUUCGGCGCCAUCGUCGCCGACUCCUACGCCGGCCGCUACUGGACCAUCGCAUGCGGCGGCGUGCUGUACCAGCUCGGCAUGCUCGGCCUCGUACUCUCCGCGCUCAUCCCUUCCCUCCGCCCCGCCACGUGCAGCAAUACCGCUACCACUACCGGGUCGACGGCGACUUCGUGCCAGCGCGCGAACGGUGGGCAGCUAGCCGUGCUCUACGUGUCGCUGCUCUUCACCGCGCUUGGCUCAGGCGGUAUCCGGCCGUGCGUGGUGGCGUUCGGCGCGGACCAGUUCGGCGUGGGUGGGAGGCGCCCUGGUGGCGAGCAGAAGUGGAGCUUCUUCAACUUCUACUUCUUCACCAUGGGGCUCGCCGUGCUGUUGGCGUUGACGGUUGUGGUCUACAUCCAGGAGAACGUCGGCUGGGGCUGGGGGUUCGGGAUCCCGGCCAUCGCCAUGUUCGUCUCCGUGUUGUCGUUCGUGGUCGGGUACCCUCUCUACGUCAGGGUCAAGCCCGGCGGAAGCCCCUUCGUGAGGUUGGUCCACGUCAUCGUCGCGGCGAUCAGGAAGAGGAAGGAGACAGUGCCGGAGGACGCCGCCAUGCUGUACCAGAACAAGGAGCUGGACGCUCCCAUCGCCGCCGACGGGAGGCUGCUCCACACCAACCAGCUCAGGUUCUUGGAUCGAGCGGCAAUAGUGACAACGACCGAUGCCAUUGACUCCGGCGCCGAGCCCAACCCAUGGCGGCUGUCGACGGUGCACCGCGUCGAGGAGCUCAAGUCCAUCGUCCGCAUGCUGCCGCUCUGGGCGGCCAGCAUCACCCUCAUCGCCGCCGCCUCGCACAACUUCACCUUCGCCAUCCAGCAGUCGCGCACCAUGGAACGCCGCCUCUCGCCGCGGUUCGAGAUCCCGCCCGCCAGCAUGAUCAUCUUCACCACGCUCACAAUGCUCGUCAGCCUCUCCCUCUACGACCGCGUCUUCGUCCCCGUCGCGCGCCGCUACACCGGCCGGCAGUCGGGGAUCUCCUACUUCCAGCGCAUGGGGGCCGGGCUGGCCGUCUCCGUCCUCGGCGUCCUCGCGGGGGCGCUCGUGGAACGCAAGCGGCGAGCGGUUGCUGCGGAGCACGGGCUCUUGGACAGCCCCGGUGCCACCGUGCCGAUCAGCGUGUUCUGGCUGGUGCCGCAGUACGCGCUCCACGGGGUCAGCGACGCGCUGUCCACCGUGGCGCACAUGGAGUUCCUCUACGACCAGUCGCCGGAGAGCAUGCGCAGCUCGGCGGCAGCGCUGUUCUGGGUCGCCGGCUCGCUCGGGAACUACCUGGGCACCGUGCUCGUCACCGUGGUGCAGAGCGCCAGCGGAGGAGAAUGGCUGCAGGACAACAUCAACAGGGGAAGGCUGGACUACUACUACUGGCUCGUCACCUUCCUCAUGCUGCUCAACCUUGUGUACUACAUCGUUUGCUUCCAUUUUUACACCCUCAAGUCGUUCGAGGUGGACGCCGCAGACGAGCCGCAGCGCCAACAAGAUGGCGGUGAGGACCGAAGUGUAGAGCGGCAGAAUGAGCUGUGCGGUGGGCAGAUUGGAGCUUAA
Lolium rigidum is the source of this 1761-nucleotide messenger RNA. RefSeq names its product protein NRT1/ PTR FAMILY 3.1-like. Gene Ontology annotation, molecular function: transmembrane transporter activity. The record is from RefSeq and is a predicted model, not a curated record. Gene Ontology annotation, cellular component: plasma membrane. Bases 25 to 1761 code for a protein of 578 amino acids. NCBI's taxonomy places the organism in Eukaryota, Viridiplantae, Streptophyta, Magnoliopsida, Poales, Poaceae. Gene Ontology annotation, biological process: transmembrane transport. The transcript has 3 exons.